Messenger RNA from Poecile atricapillus (Black-capped chickadee), 3308 nucleotides. It is a transcript of the gene CDKN1A, whose product is annotated as cyclin dependent kinase inhibitor 1A. The transcript has 3 exons. The record is from RefSeq and is a predicted model, not a curated record. Gene Ontology annotation, molecular function: cyclin-dependent protein serine/threonine kinase inhibitor activity. Bases 1679 to 2134 code for a protein of 151 amino acids. Gene Ontology annotation, cellular component: nucleus. Lineage: Eukaryota; Metazoa; Chordata; Aves; Passeriformes; Paridae. Gene Ontology annotation, biological process: signal transduction by p53 class mediator; regulation of mitotic cell cycle.
CGGGGCAGGGUGCUCGGUUCGGGGUGCGGGGCAGGGUGCCCUGCGGGCGCGGCCCCGCCGCCGAGCAUCCUGCGGGGCCGGGCGGGGACCGGCCACCCCCGUGCCAGCCCCCCCGGGCCCAUCGGUGCCAUGAGCCGGGCGUUCUCUGCGCGGCAUCAGCGGCUUCAGCCACUCCCGCACGCUCCUCAGCCCCUCCUGCUCGCCCAGCCUUCCCCGAACUGGUGUGACUGGUCCUGGGUGUCGCAGGUGUCUGUGGAGCCCCGCUGGCUGUCCCCCAGGGGUGCUCACAUCACCCGGCUCGGAUGGAAGAGGUUUUGAUGUGGCCGUGCACCUGCCGCUUCCUCGCCCAGAUCUUGGGGUUCCCGGCCGGGAGCCUCGAGGCUCUUGCUGGGCAGAGGUCGCUGGAAGCGGCAGCAGCGCCAUGGGAGGGGACGAUGACCCGGCCCCGGUCCUUCCCCCAUUGGUGGCUUUGGCAAUCCGCAGCUGUGACUCAGGGUGCGGUGUUAUCUUGAGGCUCCAGGGUGGCACCUGAGUCGCGUCGGUGACCUGAGGAUGGGGACAUCGGCUCGUGACGCGGGUGGGGAGGGCUGGGGGUGUCUGAUCAGGGUGACGGAACGUGUCCCUCUCCCGCUACCUGCCCGGGCUUGCCUGGACAUGCUGGGACUUGCCUGGCAGUGAGGUCACCCUUGUCUGUGUGCUCAGACUGCCCGGAGAUAGGAAGCUGGAUUUCUAUUUUUACUCGGGGAUGCUGAGUCUGAGCACAGGGUGCCCACGGGGGUGGCCCCAGGAACUGAACGUGGCCCCCCAGCCCCGGGCUGGGCACUCCCUACUGCCCACUGGCACACCGUGCAGUGCCAGGCCGUAACAGGAUCGUUGAAUCAUUAAGGUUGGGAAAGACCUCCAAGAUCCUCAAGUCCAGCCACUGAUCAAUCCUCACCUGGUAAACUGGACCAGAGCUCUGAGUACCACAUCCAGUCAUUCCUUGCUUCAAGGAGUGGAAUAUGGGGAAAACAGCAUGGCACAGGCAAUCCAGAGGGGCUGCAGGUGCUGAAUUUGAGGUGAAAUCUUCCCUGCAGGAGGCUGAGAACUCACUUCUUGGGGAAGUUUGGGGAUGGGGAGGAUCUUUUGUGGCCUGGCUUUGGGAGUCCCAGAUUAGGUGGGAAAUGGGAGCUAUGAAUCUUCCUUUUUAAAGCUGAUUUAACAAGUGUGGCUGUCCCCACAGGAGCAAGCCUUAGCUCUGAAUACUCAAAUCCCAGAGCAGUGCUGACUCUUAUCAGCUGGACUCAAUGAUCUCAGAGGUGUUUUCCAACCUUAACAAUUCUGAUUCUGGUUCCUCAUAAGUGGGGGUUUAGUGUCCCCACACGUGUGUCAGGGGAAGGACUGCUUGGAUGGAAAGGCUUUGUCAUUUACUGGGAAGGUCAAGGCUUUUGGCACCGAUUUGAAAAAAAACAAACAAGGUCUUGUUUCUGGUUACCCAAGAGCUCCUUGCAGAUAAGGAGGGUGGUUAACAAAGUGGUCAAGCUUGCGGCAUGUUCUUGCAGUUGCUUGAAGGUUUCCUUACCACCAGGUCUGGGUUCUUGAGAUGAAGAAACUGGCCAGAAAAACAUCCUGUUGCUUCAUUUGCCCGUGUGCCAACUUGCCCUUGCCUGCAUGGAAGUGGGAAUGAGCAGCCGCCACGAUGCCGCUGUCCCAGAGCAGGGCUGGGCAGACCCCGUGCAGCAGCAAGGUGUGCAGGAACCUCUUUGGCCCCGUGGACCACGAGCAGCUCCAGCAUGACUUUGAGGACAAGAUAAGACAGCAGCUGGAAGAAGCUCAGCAGCGCUGGAACUUCGACUUUGAGACAGAGACUCCCUUGGAAGGGCCAUUCAAGUGGGAGAGGAUCCUCGUGGCUGAGCAGCCGCCUCAGGAGGUUCACAGCCUGGUCAGGGCUGUCACCAGCAGUGACAGCAGGAGCUCCUUGGCCCACAGGGUCCCCCCCAAGGACCGUGUUGGCAGGAUUUGCCCCGAGGAGUCUCAGCAGAGCUCGAAGGCUUACAAGGCUGGUUCCUCGCAGAGCUUGAAACGUGGGCAGACCACGAUCAAAGACUUCUACAGUGCCAAGCGGAGGAUCGUCCCUGCGCGGCCCCGGCCAUGACUCGCUGGGGCAGCUGCCAACGCCGGGGGGACGUGGCUCCCCCAGCCUGUGCUGUGCUAUCUGUACAAAGCAAUGUAGAGUCUUUAGUUCCCUAUUUAUGAGUAGUUCUGGGGUCCUGAGGGACCUUCACUGUGUGCAAUGUAGAGGAGGAGCCCCAUGGCGGGGCUGGAGGAGGACUGAGAUGGGCCUGGUGGGAUAAAGGCACUGCUCUGCCUGCAGAAGCGUGUCCUCUGCCCUGUGCUUGUGGGUCCAAACACCGUCCUUGUGCCAUCCUGCUGCCCAGCUGUGCUCCAUCCCCUGCUUAGGGGCUGGUCCUAGGGGGACACUUGUGUCCCAACCACCUGGUGGCACCAGAUACCUUCAAGAAAAGUCACUGGUGUGGAUUGUAGAGCCCUGGGACACCCUGGCUGCUGGCACAUGGGGGUGGCCCUGUGCCCCAGCAGGAUGGACCCGAGCACUUGUCUGUGUGUGGGAGCAGGGUGACGUGGAGGCUGCUCCUUCCAGGGCUCUGGGGAGAGGAAGCUGUUCCCUGGACAGCCCUUCCUUGGAGUGACUCACCAGGAACAGCCACCGGGGGACCAGCACUGCCCCUGGGAGACUUUGGGAUCCUCUGCACUCUGCUGGCCCCAAACCCCACUUGUUGGCUUGUUGAGUGGUGCUGCCUGUGCCCACAUCCCUGCCUCCCUCAACACUGACACCAGGCUGGGGAGCCCCUGCUCUGGCUCUGUUGGGCUCCUCUAGGAAGAAGUCCUGCUCAGCAGCAAGGAUGAUGUUGAAACAAGGAAUUGUAGCUUGUGUUCCUGGACUUUUUCUUCUUUGGGGUUGGUGGGAAGAGGACCUCACCUGGCGCUACUCUGGCACCAGGGGAUGGCCUGGAGCAGAGGCUGCUCAGUUCCAGCACUGAAGGAUGAGUCUCGGCACUUUCAUGGGGUUCAUCUCCUGCUCUGCUGGAUUUGGACUCGGGAAAUUGGUGCAAGAUGGUCCCAAGAAGGAAAGGGACAGGGUUGAUCUCCCACCUUGCACCACGAUGCACUUUGCUGUCGGUGAAGCUGCCAAGCUCCCAGCACUAAAUGUUUAUUUAUAUUUAAAAUAAUGCUAUUAAGUGUAUGUGGGGAAAGGGGAAAUACCUGUUUGUCUGUAAGUGUUAACUCUGAAUAAACACCUGUGCAAAGGA